UAAGCUAUCCAUUCCAAACCACUAAAGCAGAUCAAUGGCUCAUUCAUUAAAAAUUUUCUGCUGCUUCUUCUUCUUCUUCCUCUUCUCCACCCUCUCCAUCAUUCCAUUAUCCCAUCAACUCGAACAACACCCACUUGACUCACUAACUCCAAACGAGUUCAUCCGAGUUCAAGCCAUUGUUAACCAGUCACACCCCACCACCAUCAACGACAUAACCUUCCAAUACAUAGGCUUAAACGAACCAGAUAAACAAGCUCUCAUUUCAUGGCUACAAAACCAUCGCCCCACCCCCAUCACAGCUCCACCACCACGCCAAGCCUUCGUCAUUGCACGUAUAAACCACCAAACUCACGAACUCGUCGUCGAUUUAUCGUACGACAACAUUGUUUCCGAUCACAUUCACCACGGUUUCGGGUACCCUUUAUUCACUUUCCAAGAACAAAACGGUGCAAGCCAGCUGGUGUUCAACCAUGCACCCUUCCUGGCCGCCUUAAACAAGAGAGGGCUCAAGGUGGAGGAGGUCAUUUGCGAGACUUUCGCCUUAGGAUGGUUCGGGGAGACGAAGCAAAAUGUUGAUUUAGAAGCAAUGAAGAUCACACAUUUCCGGGAUAGGCUCGUUGUUCCGGUGCCGAAAGCCGCCGGAACGGAUUACAGAGAGUCCGAGCAAAAGGCACCCUUCGGACCGGAAUUGAAAGGGAUCACCGUUGUUCAACCGGACGGCCCAAGUUUCAUCAUUGAUGGAAGCAGAGUUAGGUGAGUACACUUAUGACGAUCCUGCUUUUGAAUAUUUUAUUUUCGGUUUAAUUGUGGUUUAGUCCCUCUACUAUAUUUAAAACUUGAAAUUUAAUCUUUUUACUUUAAUUUACUAUAA
Messenger RNA from Gossypium arboreum, 871 nucleotides. RefSeq names its product amine oxidase [copper-containing] alpha 3, peroxisomal-like. The coding region runs from base 35 to 757 and encodes 240 amino acids. The transcript is spliced from 2 exons. NCBI's taxonomy places the organism in Eukaryota, Viridiplantae, Streptophyta, Magnoliopsida, Malvales, Malvaceae. Gene Ontology annotation, molecular function: primary methylamine oxidase activity; quinone binding; copper ion binding. Gene Ontology annotation, biological process: amine metabolic process. The record is from RefSeq and is a predicted model, not a curated record.